AAUUCUAUAUUUUCAAAUAAAAAAUUACAAGGAGUGUCCAGAAUUUUUGAGAUUAUGGGACAAAAUCUUUCCAAAGUUUUACCGUGAGAAAUAGCAUAGUUACUUCGAGUAAAAAAUUUAUCCUCAUUUGCUUUAACAUUUACUGACGUUGAAGAACGGAAAUGGAAUUAGACGAGUCGACGAAGAAAGUUUUGAAAGCUAUUCCACUGAUGAAGACGAAAGCUGGACCGCGGGAUGGUGACUCUUGGAUUCAGAGGUUAAAGGAAGAAUAUGAAGCUCUGAUAGCUUUUAUUAACAGCAACAAGGCUGCAGAUUUGGAUUGGUUUCGUCUGGAAAGUAACAGCGAUGGGACAAGAUGGUUUGGUAAAUGCUGGCAUUAUCAUAACAUGCUCAGAUAUGAAUUCGAUGUAGAAUUUGAUAUUCCAGUAACAUAUCCUACUACUGCGCCAGAAAUUGCAUUACCCGAACUGGAUGGCAAAACUGCGAAAAUGUAUAGAGGAGGACGGAUUUGCCUAUCAGAUCACUUCAAACCAUUGUGGGCUCGAAAUGUACCGAAAUUUGGAAUUGCACAAGCGUUUUCGUUAGGACUAGGACCUUGGUUAGCAGUGGAAGUUCCAGAUUUAGUUGAUCGUGGUAUGAUACAACCAAAAACUGCAUGAUGUUUCAUUGUCAGAACGCGAUAUUUGAGAUCAGAUGUUUGGAAAUAUAUUCGAAUUUGUUCUUCAGUUUUAAGACUGAAUCAAAAUAUAUCAAAUGGAAAGUUAGGGCGUGCUUUCAGUAUGGAUUCUUGUUAUUAGCUGAUGCUCGAUCUUUCUUUCUUUAUUUAUUUGUAUUUUCCUUUCUUUUUUGGGAAAAAAAGGAACCCUUAUCUAUUGAUCUUUCUUUUGAAGAGGAAGUUUUACUUUGAAUAGUUUUUGUUUUUUCAUCGUUCUACUGUUCCUAUUCUCGCAGAUAAUUAUUCACUGAGCAGUAAUUUCAGUUAUUUGAAGAAAUUUGUAGUUUUUGGUUUUGAAGGC
Messenger RNA from Loa loa (African eye worm), 1016 nucleotides. Its product is annotated as ubiquitin-fold modifier-conjugating enzyme 1. Gene Ontology annotation, molecular function: UFM1 conjugating enzyme activity. The record is from RefSeq and is a predicted model, not a curated record. Gene Ontology annotation, biological process: protein K69-linked ufmylation. The coding region runs from base 162 to 659 and encodes 165 amino acids. The transcript is spliced from 4 exons. Gene Ontology annotation, cellular component: cytoplasm. Lineage: Eukaryota; Metazoa; Nematoda; Chromadorea; Rhabditida; Onchocercidae.